Messenger RNA from Bursaphelenchus xylophilus (pine wood nematode), 1803 nucleotides. The record is from the annotation of a GenBank genome assembly. Lineage: Eukaryota; Metazoa; Nematoda; Chromadorea; Rhabditida; Aphelenchoididae.
AUGACGGCCUAUAAUGUCGCAAGUCUUUUACUGCAUGUUCUUGGUUCCGCAAAUCUAACAGCGCUUUAUCCAGAUGGCUUUUAUCCCAACGUCCUGAAGACUGUGCAGUUGACGGACAAUGUAACUCAUAUGUUUGUAAAUGAGAGCCGAUAUUUUAUUGAUGACAAUACGCCGAGCUUUCUCAAGUAAGUAGAGGCACAUAGGACGGAACAAAGGGCAUAUUCAUAUGUAUAAAUUUUUGAAGGGCAAUUUCCAAGUUUGGCAUGCUCUAGGAUUAUGUAGAAAUUCUUUAUCUGUCGAGAAAAUAAUGUGAAUUCAGCCAUCGCAUAGUCAGUUCGAUAAUGUGCGGCAUUUUUUACUUACAGGGGAAGUACCCCAAGUGCGACGCUCAGAUUUUGAUGAAACUUGGCACAAAUUUAGAAUAAUUUUUUCUAAGAUAUAUGCGAGAAUCCUAGCUCGCGCUUUGCAGAAACAACCGAGAUUUUUAGAUCGAAAGUCGGCGAAAAUUUAGGACUUUUUGCCGAAUUUCAGCACGAAAAGUUUCAUGCCAAUUUCUACCGUAAAGAAUAAUGUUUCUACAAAAAAUCACAUUUUUCCGCACGAAACUGCCAAAGUUAUGGCCAAAAAGCGUUUUUCCCUCUGACCGCUCUCCACGUUAGCGUGCUCGUUCGAUAUCUCGACGGCGCUUGCAAAGCGCGAGAUAAAAGUUUCAGGAAUUGAUAUUUAGUCCAUACCCGACGUGUGUGCAAAAUUUAAAGAAAAUCCGAGCAUCGCACUUGUGGUACUUCCCUUGUUAAACACAUAAGGAUAUACUCUUCGAGCACUGACCCUGUGAAUUUCAUGCCAUCAAAACAAUUAUCGUAUUAUAAAUAUGUGCAUAUUAUAAGACAGUCCAGCUCAUAUUUAGUUCCACAAUUGAAGUUUUCAAGCUGCCUCCAGUAGAUGUUGGGCCAAAGAAAUUGAACGAUAUCCAAUUGCUCUUCACCGAGCUCAAAAAUGGAACGAGAAUAUUUGGAUAUGUCAUCAUUGAGAGGAUAUCCAAAACGUAAGAGAUUUCUCCAUAUUAGCCAAGGGCUGACUCUGUAAUACAAUCAUGACUUUUAGUGGUUUCUAUGGGACAAUUAAUCCACCAAGAAAAGAAAUCAUUGAGCCCAUAUUUUUGAAUAUUUACCCCGAACGUGUUGAAAUGACCCGAGUUUAUGGUGAGUUUUGGAACAAUAAAGUGGUCCUCCAUCGAAUGGACAAUGUGAUCAUGCACAAAAACAUAGCUGAUAUUGGAAACACCAAGCGAUUAUUUACAUCUCUCAGUGGAGAAAGGGUACAUUUCUGUUUCGGUUCUUAUGUAAAUUCAUUCAGAAUUUGGGCAUCUACAAAUACUCGAAGAUUCGCGCGGAUAUUGAUGUUCUAUACUCCGCGGAGCAGUUUCGAUGGACUUGCGCCGAUGUGAAGAGAUACGAAUUGGUUAAAAAGCCGUGUGCCAAACAAAAAUUUGUGCUGCAAAAAUUUUCAACGGAGAAUGGAGAGGGAAAGAAGACUGUUUUCUUUCACACUGUAGGUCGGAUUUGUUGGGGAGAGCGGUCGUUUUAGUACCUUCUUGAGCAAAUGGCAUCAAUCCUCGAGACCGGCCCCGAUGGGUUUUUUGUUCAAUUCGUUGAAGAGCCGGUGCAAAACAGCUGGCUUCCUCUCUUCAUCGUGCUCAUAAUACUUGUUGGCCUACUUGUUCCGACUAUCCGAUACUUUUAUUUGCAAAGAUUCCCCAAACACUGCAGGGAUAACAACAGUGACACAAUCCUGUUGGAUUAA